AUGCGAAUAAAUCCUCCUACUUCCGGUCCUGAAGUUUCUUCGAUUGAAAAAAAAAAUCUGGGACAUAUUGACCAAAUAAUAGGUCCGGUACUAGAUGUAGCCUUUCCCCCGGGGAAGAUGCCUAAUAUUUACAAUGCUCUGGUAGUUAAGGGUCGAGAUACUGUUGGUCAACAAAUUAAUGUGACUUGUGAAGUACAACAAUUAUUAGGAAAUAAUCGAGUUAGGGCUGUAGCUAUGAGUGCUACAGAUGGUCUAAUGAGAGGAAUGCAAGUUAUUGACACAGGAACUCCCCUAAGUGUUCCAGUAGGCGGAGCAACUCUAGGACGAAUUUUCAACGUGCUUGGAGAGCCGAUUGAUAAUUUAGGUCCUGUAGAUACUCGUACAACAUCUCCCAUUCAUAGAUCUGCGCCUACCUUUAUACAAUUAGAUACAAAAUUAUCUAUUUUUGAAACAGGAAUAAAAGUAGUAGAUCUUUUAGCUCCUUAUCGUCGUGGAGGAAAAAUAGGACUUUUCGGUGGAGCUGGAGUGGGUAAAACAGUACUUAUUAUGGAAUUGAUCAAUAACAUUGCCAAAGCUCAUGGAGGUGUAUCUGUAUUUGGCGGAGUAGGUGAGCGUACUCGCGAGGGAAAUGAUCUUUAUAUGGAAAUGAAAGAAUCUGGAGUAAUUAAUGAACAAAAUAUUGCAGAAUCCAAAGUAGCUUUAGUAUAUGGUCAAAUGAAUGAACCACCCGGAGCUCGUAUGAGAGUUGGUUUAACUGCCCUAACUAUGGCGGAAUAUUUUCGAGAUGUCAAUGAGCAAGAUGUACUUCUAUUUAUCGACAAUAUCUUCCGCUUCGUUCAAGCAGGAUCUGAAGUAUCUGCCUUAUUGGGUCGAAUGCCCUCUGCUGUGGGUUAUCAACCCACUCUUAGUACUGAAAUGGGUUCUUUACAAGAAAGAAUCACUUCUACCAAAGAAGGGUCCAUAACUUCUAUUCAAGCAGUUUAUGUACCUGCCGACGAUUUAACUGACCCUGCUCCUGCUACGACAUUUGCACAUUUAGAUGCUACUACUGUACUAUCAAGAGGAUUAGCCGCCAAAGGUAUCUAUCCAGCAGUAGAUCCUUUAGAUUCAACCUCAACUAUGCUCCAACCUCGAAUCGUUGGUGAAGAACAUUAUGAGACUGCGCAACGAGUUAAACAAACUUUACAACGUUACAAAGAACUUCAAGACAUUAUAGCUAUCCUUGGCUUGGACGAAUUAUCCGAAGAAGAUCGCUUAACCGUAGCAAGAGCACGAAAAAUUGAGCGUUUCUUAUCACAACCUUUUUUCGUAGCAGAAGUUUUUACCGGUUCGGCUGGAAAAUAUGUUGGUCUAGUAGAAACAAUUAGAGGGUUUAAUUUGAUCCUUUCUGGAGAAUUAGACGGUCUUCCUGAACAAGCCUUUUAUUUGGUAGGUAAUAUCGAUGAAGCUACUGCGAAGGCUACGAACUUAGAAACGGAGAGCAAUUUGAAGAAAUGA
Molecule: messenger RNA, 1497 nt
Organism: Vigna unguiculata (cowpea)
Lineage: Eukaryota; Viridiplantae; Streptophyta; Magnoliopsida; Fabales; Fabaceae
Source: the annotation of a RefSeq genome assembly